Molecule: messenger RNA, 3240 nt
Organism: Kalmanozyma brasiliensis GHG001
Lineage: Eukaryota; Fungi; Basidiomycota; Ustilaginomycetes; Ustilaginales
Product: CRM1 C-terminal domain protein
Exons: 1
Coding region: 1-3240 (1079 amino acids)
Biological process (GO): ribosomal small subunit export from nucleus; protein export from nucleus; ribosomal large subunit export from nucleus
Cellular component (GO): cytoplasm; nucleus
Molecular function (GO): nuclear export signal receptor activity; small GTPase binding
Source: RefSeq, a predicted model, not a curated record
AUGGAGGGCAUCCUGGACUUCGAAAAGGACCUCGACAUUGGUCUUCUCGACCGUGUCGUGGCCGCCAUGUACACAGGCACCGGUCAGGACCAGAGGAUGGCGCAGCAGACGCUAGCCCAGUUCCAGGAGCAUCCCGAAGCUUGGCAGCGCGUGCCUGCCAUUCUCCAACAGAGCUCCUCGCCACAGACCAAGUACAUUUCGCUCCAGAUCCUCGACAAGCUCAUCUCAACACGGUGGAAGGUGCUUCCCGAGGACCAGCAGCAGGGCAUCCGCAAUUUCAUCGUCGAGAUGAUCAUCCAGCACUCGUCCGAUGAGGCUAGUCUCAAGCGCGAAAAGACCUACCUCGGCAAGCUCAAUACCACCCUCAUCACCAUCCUCAAGCAGGAGUGGCCUCACAACUGGCCUUCGUUCAUCCCCGAGAUCGUCUCCUCUUCCAAAGGCUCUCUGUCUAUCUGCGAGAACAAUAUGGCCAUUCUCCGCUUGCUUUCCGAAGAGAUCUUCGACUAUUCGGCAGAGCAGAUGACCACUUCCAAGACCAAGUCGCUCAAGAACCAGAUGUGUGGCGAAUUCGGCGAGGUCUUCCAGCUCUGCUCCGAGGUGCUCGAAAAGGCGCAAAAGCCCAGCUUGAUCAAGGCCACCCUCGAAACCAUGCUGCGCUUCCUCAACUGGAUCCCGCUUGGCUACAUCUUCGAGACAAACGUCAUUGACAACCUCAUCGGUCGUUUCCUCGAGGUCUCCGAGUUCCGCAACGUCACGCUCAAGUGUCUCUCCGAAAUUGCCAACCUCAACGUCGGCGCCGAGUACGACGCCAAGUUUGUAGUGCUCUUCAACAUGGUCAUGACCUCGGUCAACCGCAUGAUCCCUCCAGCCACCAACAUCGCAUCCGCCUACGAGACCAGCUCCGACUCGGAUCAAGAGCUCGUUCUCAACCUUGCGCUCUUCCUCUCCAACUACCUCACCACCCACCUCAAGCUCGUAGAGAACCCAGAAAACAAGGACGUCCUCCUCAACGCACACAUGUACCUCAUCAAGGUAUCGCAAGUGCCCGAACGAGAAGUCUUCAAGAUCUGCCUCGAAUACUGGUCCAAGCUCGUCAGCGAGCUCUACGAAGAGCAGCAGUCACAGCCCAUCGCAGAGAUGAACCCGCUUCUGGGUCUCAACCUCGGCAACGGCGUCUCGAACGCCAACUCGGCCAACCUGCGCAAGAACAUUUACACAGACAUCCUCUCCAACCUCAGGCUCGUCAUGAUCGAGCGCAUGGUCAAGCCAGAAGAGGUGCUCAUCGUCGAAAACGACGAGGGCGAGAUCGUCCGAGAGUUCAUGAAGGAGAGCGACACGAUCGUGCUCUACAAGAGCAUGCGCGAGGUGCUUGUCUACCUCACCCAUCUCGACGUGCUCGACACCGAAAACAUCAUGACCGAAAAGCUCGCCAAGCAAGUCGACGGCUCCGAGUGGUCGUGGGCUAACCUCAACACACUCUGCUGGGCGAUCGGUUCCAUCUCGGGUGCGAUGAACGAGGAGACAGAGAAGCGCUUCCUCGUCACGGUCAUCAAGGAUCUGCUCGGAUUGUGCGAGAUGAAGCGCGGCAAGGACAACAAGGCCGUCGUCGCGUCCAACAUCAUGUACAUCGUGGGUCAGUACCCACGGUUCCUCAAAGCGCACUGGAAGUUCCUCAAGACGGUCGUCAACAAGAAUUUCGAGUUCAUGCACGAGAGCCACGAAGGUGUCCAGGACAUGGCGUGCGACACUUACAUCAAGAUCGCCCAGAAGUGCCGUCGCCACUUUGUGAUCCAGCAAGCCGGCGAGCAGGAGCCCUUCAUCGACGAGAUCCUGCGCAACCUGCACCGUAUCACACUCGACCUCUCGCCAUUGCAGGUGCACACCUUCUACGAGGCAGUCGGCUACAUGAUCGCGGCCCAGCCCAACCGACCGACACAGGAGCGUCUCAUCGCCAAGCUCAUGGAGCUGCCGAACAGUGCCUGGGACAGCCUCAUGCAGCAGGCGCACAACAACGUCGACGUGCUCGGCAGCCCCGAGAACAUCAAGAUCCUUUCGAAUGUGCUCAAGACCAACGUCUCGGCAUGUGUGUCGAUUGGCACCUUCUUCCUGCCACAGAUCGGUCGCAUCUACCUCGACAUGCUUGCGCUCUACCGCAGUGUCAGCGGCAUCAUCAGCGCCAAGGUCGAGGCCGAGGGUCUGAUUGCAACCAAGACGCCCAUGGUGCGCGGCCUGCGAACUAUCAAAAAAGAGAUCCUGCGCCUCGUCGAGACCUAUGUCAAGCGUGCCGAAGACCUUGACGCUGUCAACACGAACCUGAUCCCGUCGCUGCUCGAUGCUAUCCUGGGCGACUACAACCGCAACGUUCCAGCGGCGAGAGACGCCGAGGUGCUCAACGUAAUGGCCACCAUCACCUCGCGCCUGCAGGGAUUGCUGACGGACAAGAUCGCGCCCAUUCUCGAUGCCGUCUUUGAACCUACGCUUAACAUGAUCAACCAGGACUUCGCCGAGUUCCCGGAGCACCGCGUUGGCUUCUUCAAGCUGCUACGAGCGAUCAACCUGUACUGCUUCCCUGCGCUACUCGAGCUUCCCCCACCCAAGUUCAAGCUGACCAUGGACAGCAUCAUCUGGGCGAUCAAGCAUACGAUGCGCGACAUUGCCGACACGGGUCUCAACAUCUGCCUCGAGCUGCUCAACAACAUCUCGGGCUCACCGCUUGAGGUGGCCAACGGCUUCUACCAGCAGUAUUUGCUCAACAUCAUCCAGGACAUCUUCUUUGUGCUCACCGACUCGGACCACAAGAGCGGCUUCAAGACGCAGUGCGUUUUGCUGGCGCGCAUCUUUGAGCUCAUCGAGACGGACCGCGUCACUGCGCCUCUGUGGGACUCGGCUACGCAACAGGACCCCAACAUGAACAACCGACUCUUCAUCCGACAAUACACGACGAACUUGCUGCGCAACGCCUUCCCUCAUAUGCAGGCCCAGUACGUCGAGCACUUUGUCAACGGGCUCUGCAUGCACUCGAGCGACUUGAUUGCGUACAAGCUGCACCUGCGCGACUUCCUCAUCACCUCGCGAGAGAUGUUUGGCAGCACUGCGGGCUCGACCGACAAUGCAGACCUGUUCCUCGAAGACAAAGAGGCCGAAGCACAGCGCAAGGCAGCUGCAGAUCGAGAGAAGGCGGCUGCGGUGCCAGGUAUGCUCAAGCCUUCGCAGAUCAAGGAGGAGGACGAGGAGCUAUGA